Molecule: messenger RNA, 1333 nt
Organism: Triticum urartu
Lineage: Eukaryota; Viridiplantae; Streptophyta; Magnoliopsida; Poales; Poaceae
Product: RHOMBOID-like protein 2
Biological process (GO): proteolysis
Cellular component (GO): membrane
Molecular function (GO): serine-type endopeptidase activity
Source: RefSeq, a predicted model, not a curated record
CCCUCGCUUCCAAGCUACUACCCCGAGCGCGCGAGAGCGAGAGCGAGCCAGCCAGCGCCACUUGACUCCAGCUCCUUCCUCCCCUCCCCAUCCUUCCGUCCUCGGCUUGCAAAUCACAUCGCGUCACCGGAGCCAGCUACGAGCGCGUGAGACCAGCAGCGGGACAGCAUGGAGGGGGGCGGCGAGGGGAAGGGCCGGGCGGCGCCGGCGACGGCGGCGGGGGGAGGGUUCGGAGGGUACGAGUCGGCCGGGGACCGCAAGUGGUGGCCCUGGCUCGUGCCCACCGUCAUCGUCGCCUGCGUCGCCGUCUUCGUCGUCGAGAUGUGGGUCAACGACUGCCCCAGGCACGGCAGCGCGCUCGGCGGCGGCUGCGUCGCGGGAUUCCUCCGGCGAUUCUCCUUCCAGCCGCUCCGCGAGAACCCGCUCCUCGGGCCCUCCUCCACCACUUUGGGGAAAAUGGGAGCUCUGGACUGGAACAAGGUUGUCCAUCAGCACCAGGGGUGGCGUCUCAUUAGCUGCAUCUGGCUCCAUGCUGGCCUGAUCCAUUUGGUUGUGAACAUGCUAAGUCUGCUGUUUAUUGGGAUUCGUCUUGAGCAGCAAUUUGGGUUUGUUCGCAUUGGCGCUAUCUACCUACUGUCUGGUUUCGGUGGCAGCGUGAUGUCUGCACUCUUCCUACGAAAUAACUACAUCUCUGUUGGUGCAUCUGGAGCUUUAUUUGGGCUGCUUGGAUCUAUGCUUUCUGAGCUACUUAUGAACUGGACUAUUUACUCCAACAAGGUUGCAGCCAUAAUAACCCUUCUGUUUAUAAUCGCGAUCAACGUGGCAAUCGGGAUACUACCGCAUGCUGAUAACUUUGCUCACAUUGGUGGAUUCCUGACCGGGUUCCUUUUGGGGUUCGUUCUGCUGGCAAGGCCACAAUUCGGUUGGUUGGAACGCAGCGAGCUGCCCCAUACCAAUCAGCCCCCCAAGUACAAACCAUACCAAUAUGUCCUGUGGGUUGUGGCACUCGUCUUGCUGCUUGUCGGGUUCACGCUUUCGUUGGUGAUGCUCUUCAAGGGCAAGAACGGGAAUGACGGCUGCCACUGGUGCCACUACCUGAACUGUGUGCCGACGUCGAGGUGGAAGUGCGAUACCUAGGCGGUUCCUUCUUUCGGUUUUCGACGAAAACCCGUAGUGUUGUGAGGACCAUUUUCAUGCUUGUAUGUUUGUAGAUAGGAACUUGUUCUUUAGUGAACUCUGUAAAUUUGUUUGGCAGGCUCUGUAAGUUUGUAACUCGAGCACUCUCCAGUGAUUUCAUGCGUGUUUUUGUGUAAGAGGCCGUAUCGUUUUGAUC